AUGCCACUGAACUCCACUGGAGUGCCACUGAAAUCCACUGGACUCCACUGGAGUAAUGUUACAUGGGUCCACCUAAAGGAGCUGCUCAAGGACAAACACGUCCUUGCGCUCUUCCUUGUGUUGGCUAAUGCGUACCUUCAGGUGGGUCAUUGGCCACGUAUAUUCAAGGAGUCGCUAUCGGUUAUCGUUCCGAAACCGAAUAAGCCCUCCUACGCUGUACCGAAGGCCUUCAGGCUGAUCGUAUUCCUCAUCACUUUCGGUAAACUUAUCGAAAAGAUGAUUGCCAAUAGGAUACAGUUUGACGCUGUCAAGCAUGAUAUCUUCCAUCUCAACCAACUUGGCGGUAUCCGCCAGAGGUCUACCGAAGAUGCUGGAUUGAUUCUGACUCAUCUUGUGCGAGCGGGGUGGGUUAAGGGUCUCCAGACUAGCGCGCUGGCUUUUGACAUCGCGCAGUUCUUCCCUUCUAUCAACCAUGAAAUGUUCAUGGCUGUACUUCGCAAGCAAGGGUUCUUGCCAGUUCUGGUGGAGUUCUUUGCCUCCUAUCUUGUUGGUCGUUCCACAGUUUACUGCUGGAAUACCUUCCAGUCCGACUCGCGGUCUGCGGACGUGGGUGUCGGGCAGGGCUCUGCUCUCUCGCCUGUUAUCUCUGGGCUGUUCAUUGCUCUGUCCAAACAACUUGAUGAUAAUAAUGUGGGCCUGCGUAAGGCCUACAAGAUUAUCUACCUGCUCUUUGUUGCUUUCGCGCUCGUCCUUGAACACGACAAGACCGAGUUGUUCCACUUUUCGCGUCGACGAGAUGCCUACAAUCCCUCGCUGGAUCUGGGGUAUGCCCCACAUACAGGCGCUACACCUUUGAAGCCCAAGACCUUUUGGAGGUACUUGGGCUUCUACUUUGACCGCGGGCUCACAUUCCGUGAGCACGUACGCUACUAUGCCACCAAGGCGUUUACCACCGUGCAGGCCAUGCGCAUGCUCGGAAACUCUACUAGAGGUCUCUCGCCUAAACAGCGUCGCCUCUUAUAUCGGUCGUGUGUGGUGCCUAUUGCCACAUACAGCUAUCGUCUCUGGUAUUUUGAUGGUGCCCGUAACAAGGGUGCGAUGAACCAGCUGAAACGGAUGCAGCGAAAAGCUGCUCUAUGGAUUACUGGUGCUUUCCGCACCUCCCCCACCGGUGGUCUUGAGGCUCUAGCGGGUCUCAUCCCUGUCCACCUUAUGCUGAAGAAGCUGGCAACGCGCGCAGUGUACCGCGUAGCCACCCUCUCGGACACCCACCCUCUUUGCUCUAUGAUGGGCGAGGGACUCCUCAAGCGAGCCACACCACAUGCUCGCUCUGCCGCCUUGAUGACCCCAGCCAUGCGAGGGAAAGUCAAGAGCACUGUCAUGGAGGUGGACGAGCGUGUCCACACCUUAACUGAGAGCUUUGAGCCCUUUGCGCCCGAAGCUCGCCCAGGUGAUCGGUUACUGGACUGCUAUGCGGACCGUCUCCAUUUUGACGAGCACGAUCCUGGCCAGGAUAGGCGCCCAUAUCUAGACGAGCUCAUCGCGAGAGCGAGGGCCGACCCACUAACAGUGCUGGCUGCGACUGACGGCUCCGUCCCUCAGUCCAACCAGUAUCAGGCGGCUUCGGCUGCCAUAAUCUACAAGGGACAUCGCGAGCUCAAGAGGACUCGCUAUGUCUCUGGCAGAGUUACUGCCCCAGAUGCGGAACUCAAUGCCAUCUCAUGUGCAGUGCGCCUUGCUGUCAAGCAGGCAAACUGCCAACAUAUUAUGGUCUUUACUGACUCUAUGGGCUCAGCCCAUAGAGCGGUUGACCCCGGCGUGCAUUCUGGUCAGGCUUUUAGCCUGUCAGUUUGUCGCGCUCUUCAAGAGUGGUUUGAGGCAGAUGAUUUCCGCCGCAUUACCUUCGUCUACGUCCCAUCCACUUUCCAAGAUCCAACCUACCGAGGCUCUGAAUUCCUAGAACUUCAACAGCCUGACGGGCGGCCGCUACAGCCAUCGUACCUCAAUGGGGGACCUUGGCUUUCAACCUUCGGACACAGUAUCACUGAGUUUGCUCGCGUUUGCUGGUGUAUAACUGGCCACACGCCCAUUGGAGUGUAUUAUCGUCGCUUCAAGAUCAAUGAGCCUCAUGGCUGCACUUGCGGGGCUGCUUUGCAGUCUCGCCAGCACGUCCUCGUUCACUGUCGCGAUUGCUACUCCAUGCAUUACCCCCGCUUUCUUGGGGAUAUUGCGUCUUUCAUGAAGUACAACCCUACGGCGUUUGGCUUCACCCAGGACCCUUUGGGUGUCCGAUAA
Molecule: messenger RNA, 2295 nt
Organism: Cyclocybe aegerita
Lineage: Eukaryota; Fungi; Basidiomycota; Agaricomycetes; Agaricales; Hemipholiotaceae
Source: the annotation of a GenBank genome assembly